Messenger RNA from Pseudophryne corroboree (corroboree frog), 4361 nucleotides. Its product is annotated as beta-1,3-galactosyltransferase 2-like. The transcript has 2 exons. Lineage: Eukaryota; Metazoa; Chordata; Amphibia; Anura; Myobatrachidae. Gene Ontology annotation, molecular function: N-acetyl-beta-D-glucosaminide beta-(1,3)-galactosyltransferase activity. Gene Ontology annotation, cellular component: Golgi membrane. The record is from RefSeq and is a predicted model, not a curated record. The coding region runs from base 256 to 1287 and encodes 343 amino acids.
GCAGCGUGACAUAUCCCCAGAGCACUGCUGUGCUAUAGCUGAACAAUCACCAAGACUGCUACACCCAGGCAGGCUAAGAUAAAAAUAAACAGAUCAAUUCUAUAGCCAUUCAUCACUACAGGCAACAGAGUUGUACCCGGCGUCACACAGGAUGGAAGGAUGAUCUCUUUGCUGGCUGUGAUGGAACGAUAAGUGAUCAGAACGGAUUCUUGUGGAGUUCACCAGCAGAUUCUUGCACCUGAAACAAAUGCCAUCAUGAGAGGAAGAUUGAACAUCUGGCUAUGCAUUAAACUGUGCCUGCUCUCUGUGGUCAUUCUGGUGCUCUUUGCUGCCUUUGAAGGAGAGAAUGCAAUUUUAGGCAAUUUCCAUUGGCUUCAACACAGUUUAAAUCUCCUGUCAUUCACAAGCCAGAUCAUUAUCCUGAACUCUUCAACCUCUACCACGCGGCACCCUCUGUCACCUCCCUAUCCGUAUCCUUACAAGUUCCUCAUCAAUCAGCCACAGAAGUGUCAGAAUCGGAAACCAUUUCUAGUUCUCCUGGUGAUGGGAGAGAGUCAUAAUGUGAAAUCUAGAGACACAAUCCGUGAAACUUGGGGAAAUGAAAGUAAUUAUGGAGAAAUAGAUGUCGUAAAGAUUUUUCUGGUUGGCCUAUCUCCAGCUAUGACUGGAGCCAUACAGGGGGUGUUGGAGGAGGAGAGUGCUAUGUAUGGAGACAUUGUGCAACAGGACUUUCUGGAUACUUAUUAUAAUCUAACUUUAAAAACUCUAAUGGGAAUGGAAUGGGUGUCAAAAUUCUGCCCUAAUGCCAGUUACGCAAUGAAGGUGGACAAUGAUGUCUUCCUCAAUGUCAAUUAUCUUGUUCACCAGUUUCUACAUACAGAGUUUCCAGCUCAUGAAAAUUAUUUCACAGGGCUUCUUGUGUACUCUGCAAGACCUGUUAGGAACAAAAAAAGCAAAUGGUAUGUACCUGAGAAUGUCUACCCUAGUGACAUGUUUCCACCAUACCCUUCUGGUCCAGGUUAUGUGUUCUCUGUGGACAUGGCCAGAAAGGUGUACGGUGUAGCUCAGGAGAUAACAGUUCUUUCUGUUGAAGAUGCCUUUGUGGGAAUAUGUUUGUACAAACUGAACAUUUUGCCCACAGAACCUCCCAAAGACUUGUUUAAUGGGCAAAGGAUUGAAUAUGAUCGCUGCAUUUUUCAGAAUGUCAUCAUGGUUCACCAUUAUGAGAAUGAGGAAUUGCGAAAUGUGUGGUCAGACUUCUGGGGCAAGAAUAUAUUGGGGUGCUGAUUUCUAGAGGUAAUAAAUGAAGUUAGAGAAAGAGAUAAGUUAAUAUGAGGAGCCAGUAUUUACUUUUAUAUACCUACUAGUUACCAGCCCAUCAUAACAGUAAUGUCAGCACCAGUGGCUGUGUGUGCCCAGAUGGAGCAACACUUUAAUUGCUCGGUCGGGCAUCAUGUAGUGGCCGCCAACGGGCAAAACACUUGAAUUCUCCCAAUACAUGUGAGGAGCAGCGCUAUCCUUUUAUUAUAUAGGAUGUCGUAGUAAUCACAUUUCUCUUCUAAGAAGAAUCUUAUGCUUAUUUUAUGACCACAUGUUUGCAGGCACAACACAUAAUACAUUAAAUGGAAUGGAGCAAAUAGCUUAGUCUGGUAAAAGAAACAUACAGAUAGGUCCAACAAAACACUGGACUGACAAGUGUAACAACAGCAGAACCUGUAAAGUGUGUAUCCAAAGUACUUGUAAGAAGUACUCUAUGGGUGAAAUCUAUAUACAACGCAAAAAAAGAAGGAGAUUGACUCACUGAUUGACUCAUCACGAAAUCUCUUAAACCACAAGGCCUACAAUCUUGAAACUUGGCAGGUAGCUUCUCCUUAAGUCCCAGGUGCUUGCUAUGAACUGGUUUUACAAAUGUCACUGCCCAUCCAUGAAAAUCACAAAGAAUGUGUGUGUGUGUGUGUGUGUGUGUGUGUGUGUGUGUGUAUAUGUAUGUUCCAGCAUAACUCCGGAAUGCCUCUAGCAAUUUACACCAAACUUGGUACACAUAUGACUUACAAUCUGGGAAUAAACACUGUGGGGGUAACACACCCCUACCAUCCUUAUGGGUGAGUCAGCAGCACAGAGUAUUUCAGCAGACAGCAUAACUCUGGAAUGCCUGGAGCAAUUUACACCAAAAUUGGUACACAUAUGACUUACAAAUUGGGAACAAACAUUGUGGGGGUAAGACACCCUUAGCGCCCCUAGGAUUUGGACAGCAGCACAGAAUAUUUCAGGAGAUAGCAAUACUCCAAAAUGCCUGGACCAGUUUACAUGAAACUUGCUACACAUAUGACUUACGACCGGGGAACAAACACUGUGCUAGUAAGAUACCCGUAGCACCCCUAGGGGUGAGGCAGCAGCACAGAGAAUUUAUGCACAGCAUAACUCUGUAAUGCCUGGUGCUAUUUACACCAAACUUGGUACACCUAUGACUUACAAUCUGGGAACAAACACUGUGGGGGUAACACACCCCUAGCACCCCUAGGGGUGGGCCAGCAGCACAGACUAUAUCAGGACAUGCAUGAUAUGUCAGUGAUGACAGGGCAUCAUGUGAAAGUGGCAGUGACAUGAUGUGAGGAGGGGAAUGGAGGUAGCAGGAAGCCACACACUGAGAGUUAUAUAGUGGGAGGAGUAGGGUCCCCAGCAGCACAGAGUAUGUUAGGAGAUGCAUGAUAUGUCAGGCAGGACAGGGCUGCAUGUGACAGGGGCAGUGACAUGAUGUCAGGAGGGGAAUGGAGGUAGCACGGACCCACAUACUGAGAGUUAUAUAGUGGAAGUAGUAGGGUCCCCCAGCAGCACAGAGUAUAUCAGGAGAUGCAUAAUGUGUUGCGCUAUAUAAGAAACUGAAAAUAAAUUGAUCAUUUCACAGGGGCACUGACAUGAUGUGAGGAGUGUAAUGGAAUGGAAGCAGCAAGAAGCCACAGACUGAGAGUUGUGUAGUGUGAAGAGCAGGGUUCCUUGGGGAACAAAAAGGGGUCUGGCCACUACACAGAGUGGGUCAGGGAAGCAAGAUAUGCCUAUAUACUCGAUCUCCAACCAACGCAAAUUAACGAACAACUGUAAUUCUAAUUUACCAUCCUCAUCCCGUAGCGAAGCACGGGUAUUCAGCUAGUACAAAUAUAUACAGCAACAUAUGCAAGACAUUGUUUCAACACUAAGUUUCAUUUUGUCUUAAUUAUCUGCUUGUGCUUAACAACUUCAGGUAACAAUAGUACUUUUUUCAAAACAUACAUAGACAACUCUGGAGAAACAUUGGCUGAGUGUAGUGGCCAAUACAAAAAUCAAUGGCAAUAUGGAGAAGUAGCCAGGGCUGUGUUCCAGGUAGAACCAGGUUCAGGGGUACAUGGGUUAAUUAUGGUGACUUAACACAGUAAUCUAAGCAAAUAACAGUUUAUUUAUAACGUGCAAUAAUGCAAUAACAGGCAACACAUAUCAUGUGAAACAAUGGAUGCUUAGCUACAAUUGGAAAAGCUGUUCAUGGUGGUCAAGUUACAGAUUCCAGGAAUCCCUCUUUCAAUUUUCACGAGCUGGAAUAACACUUCAGAACAGGGCAUGAGACUGCUGCAGACAGUCCAGAAAUGAGACUGAUCUGACAGGGCAAAGGCUCUGUCUUAAGUUGCCCAAAAAUGGAGUGGAAAAAACAUGUGCCUUGUGGACAAACAGAUAUCUGGCAGUUUCAACCACAUUUCCAAGACAGGUACAGUAACGGUGGAACCAGGGCCAGAGCUACCAUUAGGCAGCUACCUAGGGGUGCCGACUCCUGGAGGCGUGCUAUUGGGAUCGCCAGCGCAAGAAUUAAGGUCCUUAUGCUACAUAGUACUGACAGCAGGAGUGGAUUAUAUAGACAGCUGCUGCACUCGUACUUUUACCCUGCUCUUAGUUAUAUUAACCAGCCAGGCAUGUUUAGCAAUGUCGUCCCUCCCUGCCAGUGAUUCACAUAUGAAACAAAGGUUCAGCUAAUCUAAGACAGCACAAAUCUAUCCCAGAGCUGUAUACAAGGCAGUGCUAUGCUAUCCGCCCUGCGCUGCUGCUUUUGAGGAAGAGGAGACCAGGUGCCACCGGAUGAAGUGAGAGAGCACCAUUCCCCAGACUUCACUCUUAGGAAGGAGGUCCCACCUCCCUUCAUCCAGGGAGACAUCCAGUAGUAGCGCUCAGUACUCCAGGUUUGUGCAAUGAGAGAGGACUGCAUUAUAGACACCAUACUUGCCUACCUGACCCUCUCCUUGAGGGAGAAAAUGCUCUGUUCCUGGACUUUCCUGGUAAUGUAUGAUUGCCAUCACCUGUGGUAAAACACCUUUCUUAUCGAUUAACUAGCUCACCACAGU